GCUGGAGCUCAGCUCAGCUCCCCCAGGCGGCCUCACCACCAGCAUCAGCACCAGCGGGACCGGCCGCCGACCAUCCACCAAGCUAGCACCAUUCCAGACCUAACGGUCACCUUUAUUGUGCCUGUCUCUCCUCCUUAAGCUAGCCGCCUAUCUCCUCCAAAUUCCUCGGAUCUCACCACCGCAACAAUGUCCAACUCUCGUGGCCUCCCCGAUGUCUUGAUGACAAAGGUCGACGAGUACGUUGACUCUCUAGCUCCACAGAUUCAACCGCGCAUCGCGUCUGAGAUCGACACGUUCCAGACGAGAACCAUUGACAGCCUUGAAGACCAGGUUGUUGACGCCUUCCGUUCACUCUUCAACAAGGACAAGAACUCAGACGAUGGCUCGAGAGGACUGAACGACACACCACCCGAUGCUUACGGCAUUCAAUCUCUGCCCUUCGCAGAUGAGAUUGGCAAGCUCACCCGCAGCUUCAGCGUCAUCACAGACGAAGCAGGCGAUGACCUGCGCGACAUCUUCAACCUCACCGACGAAGCCCGCGGAGGAGGAGGUGGCGGCCCUGAGACGCAAUCCCGCGGCAUCAGCCACAGCGACUCAUUCGGCGGGGCAAAGGGCUUCCUCUCCUCCGCCAUCAACGUCGUCCAAGACCACCUGGAGAAGAACAAGGGAUCAGGCGGCGGCGGGCAGGGCUUCGAACUCGACGGCCUCCUUGGGGUACUCAGCAACACCGUCAAGGACGCCGCGCGGAACCCCGAGGAGAAGGCCCGUGUCAUCAGCCCCGAGAUCAAGGAGAAGGUUGGCAUGAAAUUGAGGGAGCAGCAUGCGCCUAUUGCGGAGCAGUUCACCAAGAUUGCGCUGGAGCAUAUCAAGCGGUGGCUGCGCGGCAACACGAGCACGCGCGACCUUGGCGACGGUGUCAAGGGCGAGAUUGAGGACCAGGUCAAGGAUUUGGUCAAGGGGCUUGGAGGCCUGUUUGGAAACAAGAAGAGUUCGCAGGAGGGUAGCCGUGGAAUCGGUGAUCGUGAUGGCCCCGAGGGUGAAGGCGAGAAGGGUGGCUUCUCCAAGGUCAUCAGCGACAAGCUCAGCACUGGUCUGGCAAAGGUGCAUAGGGAAGUCCGUCUGGAAUUCCGCAAGAUCCUUGGUGCCAUCGAGAAGCAGCUCUUUGAGCUCCUGCCAGACGCCUUCCAGCGGCCUCUGGAGAAGAUUCUGGGAGGAAACCCCUUUGACUCCCAGCUCGACCGCGACGCUGGCGGACACGCGGACCGCGGAUUCGGAGACGACAUCAAGGUGAAGCUAGUCAACAAGAUCCGGGCCCUUGUGCGUAAGGUGCAGGAGACACUGCGCGAGAGUAUCCUCGGUGUCGUCAACGGCGGUCACCGCAAGUUUGAGCGCGAGAGCUGGGUGUUUGUGCAGAACAUUGUCGAGCAAAAGGUGCAAAAGUAUCUCCCCAAGGUCAAGAUCAACGUGCCGGAUGACAUUGGCAAUGAGAAUGUCAGUGUCGGUGCGCCGACGGCGGGAUCUCAGCUUGGUGGUGAGCACCACUCGGGUCAGCCCCAGGGUGGCAACUACGCGCCGCCUCCGUCGCAGCAGUAUGGUGGACAGGGCUCGCAUCCGCAGCAAUCAUACAACCCGCCUCCAAGCCAGGAGUACCGACCUGAGCAACAUCAGCAGCAGCAUCAAUCACAUCAGGAGUACCGGCCUGAUCAGAACCAGCCCCCUUCCUCGUACCAGCAGUACCACUCGGAUCAAUACCAGGGUCAAGGCCAGAACCAGAACUACGGCCAAAGUCAGAACUACAACCAGAACUACAAUCAGAACCAGGAUCAAGGUUACGGCCAAGGUCACGGUCAAGGCCAACAAAACUACGGAGGUAACCAGAGCUACGGGGGAAACCAAGGCCAUGAGAGUGGCCAAGGCUAUGGCGGAAAUGAGGGCUAUCAACAGAACCAGGGAUAUGGCGAGAACCCGCGAUACUAGAACAGCCUCAGAGGGAGCGAAGAAUGGACGCUCAGUGAGUCCGCCAAGUCAAAGCAGCAUCUGAGGGAAUUUGCAGUAGGAUAAGGACAAGAAUGUCAUUGAGAGCGGGUCGAUCAAGAGGACAUCACCCCAGGUAGCUGAAGCUAAUGAAUCACGAAAAGAACCCUACC
Messenger RNA from Colletotrichum acutatum, 2147 nucleotides. RefSeq lists its product as uncharacterized. The record is from RefSeq and is a predicted model, not a curated record. Bases 187 to 1977 code for a protein of 596 amino acids. The transcript has a single exon. NCBI's taxonomy places the organism in Eukaryota, Fungi, Ascomycota, Sordariomycetes, Glomerellales, Glomerellaceae.